AUGGCAUCUUUGAGACUAACUUUUAUGGUGGUUACGACCAUUGUGAUCGCAUGUAUGCAUUUUCCCACAACGUUGGCUGUAACUUCCUAUGUAGUAGGUGGUGCCAAAGGGUGGUCUAUGCCUCCAAAACCCAACCAUUAUGAAGCAUGGACCGAAGGAAAGAAAUUCAUCAAAGGCGAUCGCUUUUAUUGGGUGUUUAAAGAAGGAAAACAUAAUGUUGGAGAAGUAUCAUCAAAGGAGGCGUACGACACAUGCAACACCACCGCUCUUAUCCCGCCCCUUAUUGAAAAAGUUGAUGGCAGCUUUCUAUUCCUUUAUGAAGCUAAAAUUUACUAUUUCAUUUGCACAAUUCAUUGUUCAAAGGGUAUGAAAGUAGCCAUCGAUAUCAAAGAGUCAUAG
Molecule: messenger RNA, 399 nt
Organism: Helianthus annuus (common sunflower)
Lineage: Eukaryota; Viridiplantae; Streptophyta; Magnoliopsida; Asterales; Asteraceae
Product: cucumber peeling cupredoxin-like
Exons: 1
Coding region: 1-399 (132 amino acids)
Cellular component (GO): plasma membrane
Molecular function (GO): electron transfer activity
Source: RefSeq, a predicted model, not a curated record